Molecule: messenger RNA, 1072 nt
Organism: Cuscuta europaea
Lineage: Eukaryota; Viridiplantae; Streptophyta; Magnoliopsida; Solanales; Convolvulaceae
Source: the annotation of a GenBank genome assembly
UGUUCUUGUAUCAUACAAGUAUUGACGGACGGAAAACGGUUUCCUGUAACCAGCAUAACUGAUUAGCUGCCAUAAGAGAUGAACUCAUUUACAGGGUUCCGUUUCAGAGCGAAAUGGAUUGGUUCGGUUCCAGACUCAUUCGUCUACACACAAAUCAGGGUUAGUGGCAGUGGCAGGGUUAGCCGGAAUGUUUGCCGCCAUAGCUAUGACCUUUCAUUCCGCUUCCGUACACAUCACUUGUUGCCCCCGUUUUGCCCCCGUCUAUGUACCUAUGCUCCCUAUCUACCCCUCACAGUAAGUGCGAAGAAGAGAACCACCAAGUCUGAGCCAAUUCUCAAGCCUUCCAUCUCUGAAGAAGUGUUUCCGAAUGAAGAAGAAGACGACCUUCUCAUUGAGGAGUUUGAAGACGAUGAAUUGCUGGAUGAAGAAGAUUUUUUAAAUAACGGGAAUUUAGAGGAAGAGGUUGAACUCUACGCUGGCGAUGGAUCUGAGGGAGGCGGGAUUUCUCUUGCUGGGACGCCAUGGGACAAAAAAGCAUUAGAAAUUGCUGAAGAAGUUGCUCUUUCAUUUGAUGGAGAAUUGGGAAUAUACGCCUUUAAGACACUUAAAAAUGCCAACAUUCAAGUGCGAGUGGAGAGACUCACGAACAAGUCAGGAUCUCCUAGCAUGAUGGAUAUUGAAGAUUUCUCAUUAGCUUACAGAGAAUGGCUUGAUGAAGCUGAGUCCUUAGGAUCUGUCCCAAAUAACUUAUCCCUGGAGGUGUCAUCACCUGGUGUGGAGAGGGUUGUUAGGAUCCCAGAAGAUCUUGACCGGUUCAAGGAUCGCCCAAUGUAUGUAAAGCAUACGAUUGGCGAAGCAGUCGAGCAUGGCCCGCCUGCUGUACGCGAUGGUGUGUUUAGGCUCAUGUCAUUUGAUAUGGAAAAAAAUGUGUGCACUUGGGGAUUGGCAGAUGUCAAAGUUAACCGUGAAAAAGCAGGGAAAGGAAGACCGCUUAGCAAGAAGCAAAAGGAAUGGCGUUUGGUCACCCCAUUUGCUUCCCUACUUAUGGUCCGACUACAUUCUGACAUUUAGC